Molecule: messenger RNA, 2089 nt
Organism: Helicoverpa armigera (cotton bollworm)
Lineage: Eukaryota; Metazoa; Arthropoda; Insecta; Lepidoptera; Noctuidae
Exons: 7
Coding region: 587-1504 (305 amino acids)
Source: RefSeq, a predicted model, not a curated record
CUAAAUAUAUUAUAUUUUUUUAAAAUCUACCAAAAAGUUACGAAGGUUAAGUUAAAAGUAAAUGUUUUCCUCCACAACAUUUUAAUAAUGUCUAAUGUCUAGUCUAAGUCUCGUCAUAUCAGUCUAUGUCUAUAAUACACGUAUUGUAUAUUAUCUAUUGUUAUUUUAUUAUACCUAUCUAUCAAAUUCUUUGUCCUGACUGACUGACGCAACAGACUACAGCCUGCAUCAUUGGACGCAGAGACUUGAAGUUUGGAAGAAAUAAUCGUUAUGUGACCUAAGGUGCAGAUAAGAAACGAUAUUCGGAAUUAUAAUCCAUAAGAGGGUCAAAAUAAGACGUAAAGUUUGUACGGGAAUAAAUUGAAACCGCCAUUCGUCAUUACAUGAGUGAAGUUAAAAUAAAUCGGUGACGCCAUGGUUUCAAUAUGGCUGAUAGAUAAAUAACAACCAACCUUAAAAGCUAGUAAUAAGGAUAAUAACGAGGAUAUAUAUGUACCGACAUUAUUAUUAUUAUUUUAGAGUUUGGACAAGAGUUUUGCGAUAUUUACAUAUGUACCUAUAUAAUUAAAGAGUGCGUUCGCUCAUCAUGAUGUUUGUGAUUGUGAAUGUAUAUUCCUCUUUUAUUUUAUUUAAUAUUUUUUUUAUUCUAUUGUGUCCAUCGAAUCUGGCGCUAAAAGUAACUGUGUAUGAUAGAAGAUUGCAUGACCAAAAUACCUGGCUACAAGUAUAUACUGGUGCUAGCUAUAAGCUGCAUUUUCACUCCGAUAGCAAAUUAAGUUUCUUCUUAAUAGUACUGGACAAUAAUGACAACUUGCGUGUAACACCGUACACUAACAAUAAAAUGAAAUUUUAUAUUUCGAACUCCUCAUUGUCAUCAUCAGCCUCAAAUCAUUUUUAUGCAGUCGCCUCUAAUUUAGAAAAUACCUUUAUAUUAUGUAUUACUUUGAAGAUAUGUACGAAAGAAAACAUAUGCAUAUCACCUAUCGUUGUCAAAGGAAGAUUUGUUUCAAAUAAAACUCCGCUCUCAAGAACAGAUAAAGUUUGCUUACAGAGCGUCGUAAGUUGUAGCGUUGUGGUGAGUUUGUCAAACGUCACAACAGCCUCUGUCCUGGAAAGAAACGGAACACAUGUAACCAAGACGACAUCGUCUACAACCACUAGGAAGCCGGUGACGAGCGUUUUCGGUGUUACUGAUCGGCCAGAGAUAGUUGCCUCCAGUUCGAGUGAGUCACACUAUUUGACAGCGACUAUCCUUAUGGUUAUGGUACCAUCGGUGGUGGUGUUGUUGCUGGCGAUCAUCACAGUGACCUGCAUACGUUGCCUCCGUCACCCACGAAAACCUACUCAGCCAGCUAAAGACAACUUUUGGAAUCGGUUCUACGUAAACAUGCUGAUGCGAGAGGAAUGCGAUGCGGAGAUACGCGAGCGCGAGCUACGCGACGAUAUAGAACUGCAAUAUGAUUACGUGUACGCCGGCCGACCGAGAUAUGCCCCUCGUACAUAAACAAUAAUGGAUCGUACAUAAUGAAUACUGUUACACUCGGCAUCAAACAUCAGUUUUGAGUGCAGUGAAGUGCCGAACUCAGCUAUUCAUCUACCUACGACUUGAGUUGAUCUAUUUUGUACAUCCAUUAGCACGACAAGGCAAAUACUAACGAGACGAUUUUUGAUUUAUUAUUUUUUUCUAUUAUCGUAGCGUUAGGUAUUUUUAUAUGUCAACAUAAUUUAGUAGGUAAUGUAAAAAAAUCCUAUAACAACAAUAACAUAAGCCUAUUUGCUAUCAGCAAUGUUCAAAAUAAUUUGUUUACCCAUAUUAUGUCAUUAGUCUGUAAGCCUUCUUUAUUACUAAUAAAAAAAUGAUGCUCCCAAUUAGAUAGCGCAAUGAUGUUUAGCGAAUACUAAUUUUAAUAAUUGCACAAUAUGAUUAUUCUAAUACUUAUUACACAAUGUUCUUGCAGGACUAGGGCUCGCCUUACAUGCGAUUUGUUCAACUCUAAAUGUAAAAUGUAUAUAAACUCAAAAUCAGAAUUCUUACAAUUAUAAUAUUGGUAUUAUGCUAUGAAAUAAUAUAGGCAUUAUGUGCUUGACA